AAUGGCGGAUGGUGUAAACUACAUUAGUGUUGUUUAGCAGUUAAACUAUAAAUAUAUUAAGACAGAAGAAUGGAAACAGGCCUCAGUGAAGUUAUUGUUGGAUCCUGCUUAAGUAUGUGUCCUGCUGCAGAACGUAACGCCAGACAAAGACAGGGAAGACUACAUGUUUUUGAGAUGCCCUCAGAUCAAUAUCCAAAUCACCCCAUAAAAGAAUUCUGUAGAUCAGCAGCAGGAAAGCAAAUCCAUCAUUCUGAACUAAGGCCUGCUCAUGUUUUGUUAACUACAAUGGAAUAUCUAUUGAAUGAGAUAGUGGACAGGAAAGAUCAACCAUGGACUACUGUUUAUCACUAUGUAUUUGAUCGUAUAAGAGCAGUCAGACAGGAUAUGGUAAUCCAGAGAAUAGAAGAUGAAUCAGCCGUAGAGAUUCUUGAGAAAGCUGCACGUUUUCAUAUAUAUGCAGGAUUCCAUCUUUGUGAAACUUCGAUAGAGCAUUUUGAUCCACGUAUUAAUGAUAAUCACAUACAGGAAUGCUUAAAGAGGCUAUUGGUUCUAUACAAGGAUUUACAUCCUCACUCUCUAAACAGAGCUGAAUUUGAGGCAUAUUAUUUAUUGCAUAAUCUAGGUUCACAUGAAGCUAUGGAGCAUUCUCUCAGAUUACCACAACACAUCAAGUGCCAGCCCAACUUUAAGGCAGCAUGGAAUAUUAGUUUGAUGAAACUAGUUGGUAACUUUGUGAGGUUAUUUAGAUUGGUCAGAAGCUUGCCCUUCCUGGCUAGCUGUCUGGUCCAGAAACACUUUCCAUCCAUCUACAGUACAUCAAUAGCUGUUUUGAAUACUGCAUACAGUGACCCAAAAUGUCAAUUUCCAGUCAAGGACCUCUCUAGUAUACUUUUGUUUAAUAACGAACAAGAAGCACAAAUGUUUCUUGUCUGUUUUGGAAUUGAAGUUAGCAAUGGGUACAUAAAGUUUUCAAAGAAGUCUUACACUAUUCCAGAAAAACUUCCUGCAAGAGUUAAAUGUAGGAUUAAAGGUGAUAAAAUGACUGAUCCAGUGAAGAAAAUUCUGCAACAUGACUGCUCUCCUGUUCAAGUUAAUCAGAUGAACUAUUCUCCAAGUAAUGAUCAAGAAAGAGAAUCACAACAAAACGAGAAACAAAUAGAAGAAACAAAAAAAAAGCCAGGAUCGGGAAGAGGCAGAGGAAGAGGAUUGAAUGUCAACCCAAAGAAUAAACCAGUAGGUAGAGGAAGAAGUAGAGGAAGAAUUACAUGAAGUUUAGCUUAUGCUACAAAAUGGAAUAAAAUUAAUACUAUAAAUA
Messenger RNA from Actinia tenebrosa (Australian red waratah sea anemone), 1315 nucleotides. RefSeq names its product germinal-center associated nuclear protein-like. The record is from RefSeq and is a predicted model, not a curated record. Gene Ontology annotation, cellular component: spindle; nucleus; centrosome. Gene Ontology annotation, biological process: centrosome duplication; spindle assembly. NCBI's taxonomy places the organism in Eukaryota, Metazoa, Cnidaria, Anthozoa, Actiniaria, Actiniidae.